Molecule: messenger RNA, 1455 nt
Organism: Daldinia childiae
Lineage: Eukaryota; Fungi; Ascomycota; Sordariomycetes; Xylariales; Hypoxylaceae
Product: Response regulator mcs4
Exons: 2
Coding region: 1-1455 (484 amino acids)
Biological process (GO): osmosensory signaling via phosphorelay pathway
Cellular component (GO): Mcs4 RR-MAPKKK complex
Molecular function (GO): phosphorelay response regulator activity; protein kinase activator activity
Source: RefSeq, a predicted model, not a curated record
AUGGUUACCAGAAAAGUAUGGGUUAAAAGGCCGCUAGCCUCUCCUACAUUGAUCACCAUAAAUGAGGAGGAUUUAGUUGAUGAUGUUCGCGAUAUGAUCUUGCGAAAAUAUGCAAAUUCCCUAGGGCGCCAAUACGACUCCCCGGACCUAACGCUUCGUAUAUGUGAUAGGGAACAACAGACGAGUAGAACUCUACAACCAGAUGAGCCCAUGGGUAGGACCCUCGAUGCUUACUAUCCCGGUGGCCAAUCUGUCGAUGACGCCCUCUUAAUCGAUAUACCAAGUCGUCGAACACCUAAAGCGUCUCCGAAUCCUAGAUACUAUGCUGACGACCGGCCUCAUGAAUCCGCAACCGAUUAUUUUCCACCCUAUCCUCCCGCUGCUCAACACCCGAAUAACGCCUCGACAACAGUUCUUAACGGCACUCACCAACUUCACUUUCCUCCCUCUUUAACUGUCAUCAAUGGGGGCCAGUUACCACCGUUACCGUCUCCUGGUGGGACAAGACGACUCGGAGGUUCAAGACCUAAAAUCCAGAGGAUGCACACUGCAUCACCAGUUUCUACUAUUGCGAGCGGUCUUGCUUCGCAACCCGCAGCGCCGCCUAUCGGUAUGCACAAUUACCCAAGACAACCGCGCUCAAGGACUCAUUCAGGUGCAUCUUCAGAACAAUCCAAUCAUCCGCCUGCCGCUCCCGCGAUCCCGACUCCUCCUAUCCCAGAACGUACCGCUACUCCGCCUCCGCCUCCGCGCGUCUCCUCGCCGCGACUUGUCAACCGGCCUAAGAAGAAGAAACCUGUCGAACACCCCAUGCUGCCACCGGGCAUGUUGAAUGGCGGCGUCCCGCCUAUUAACGUCCUCAUUGUCGAAGACAACAUCAUUAACUUAAAGUUGCUAGAAGCCUUCGUUAAGCGAUUAAAAGUCAGAUGGCAGACGGCUAUGAAUGGUAGAGAGGCAGUGAAUAAGUGGCGCGCUGGCGGGUUUCAUUUGGUUCUGAUGGAUAUUCAAUUACCUGUCAUGAGCGGUCUCGAGGCCACCCGCGAGAUUAGGAGAAUAGAGAAGGUCAACUCGAUCGGCGUGUUCUCCUCGUCUGCCAGCAGCCCUCCGGACGAGAUUAAGGCAGAACCUGCCGAGGAAGAUAAGCUCGUCAACACGGAGAUGUUUAAAAGUCCUGUCAUCAUCGUUGCCCUCACGGCUAGCUCCCUACAGAGCGACAGACACGAGGCCUUGGCUGCUGGUUGUAACGAUUUCCUAACCAAGCCCGUCAACUUCGUCUGGCUCGAGCGGAAGGUGAUGGAAUGGGGCUGUAUGCAGGCCCUAAUCGACUUCGACGGCUGGAGGAAGUGGAAGGACUUCUCGCAGAAGGCCGUGGAGGACGACUCCAAAAAGGCGGCUGCCGCUAAGAACGCCAAGGCCCCUAAGAAGAACAGGCUGUCGAUGACGGCCGCCGCUUGA